UUUUUCCCUCCCCUCAGCCCUCAGUCGGGCGGCGGCGCCGUGCGGGACGGACGGGCCGCGCGGAUUUUUUAUUUAUUUUUUUUUAUUAUUAAGGCCUCCUUAUCCUCACCGGCGCCACGACCGGGACCGGCCCCGACCUCCGAGCCACCCCCGGCCCCGCUGCCGCUAUGGAGGCUCCACCCGCUCCUCCCGCCGCUCCUCCAGCGCCGUGCAGCGCCGCUCGCAGCCUGCAGGACGAGCUGACGUGCCCGGUGUGUUUGGAAUACUUCAACGACCCUGUGCUGGUGGCGGAGUGCGGCCACAACUUCUGCCGCGCCUGCGUUACUCAAUGCUGGGAAGACUCCGCACGCCGCCUUUGCUGCCCGCAAUGCCGAGAACCGGUCCCGCAGCGCCUUUUCCGCCCUAACCGCUCUCUGGGUAACAUCGUUCACAUCGUCCGCCAGCUGGGAUUACCUCCCGGUAAUGCUGAACCACCUCCCGCUGCUUCACCGCCGCUUCCCGCCGCUCCGGUGCCCUCAGGGCCCUCCCGGUGUCCGCGGCACGGGGAACCGCUGCGGCUUUACUGCGUGCAGGACCGGCGGGCCGUGUGCGUGGUGUGCCACUUGUCCCGGGAGCACCGGGCCCACACCGUGCUGCCCGCCGAGGAGGCCGCCCACGCCGCCGAGGAGGUGCCCCAGGAGCAUUUGAGCUCCCUGAGGAAAGGACGUGAAGAGGCCAAAGCUGAGCGGGAGCGGCAGAGCCAGGAGCUGCUGAAACAAACGGAGGUGGAGCGUCAGAAAAUCGUGGAAGAGGUCAAAGAUCUGAAGGAGUUCCUGGAGGAGAAGGAGCAGCUCCUCCUGUCCCGCCUGGAGGAGCUGGAGAAGAACAUCGGGCGCCGCAGGGACCAGAGCGUGGCCAGGCUGGACGAGGACAUCGCCCGGCUGGACAAACUCCUGGCGGACAGCGGGACGGGGAACGCGCCUGGCGAGGGUGUCGUCCCGGCUGGCAGCAGCCCGGAGAGUUGGAUGUUCCUCAAACCCGAGCCAGGAUUUUCCGAGCUGGAGAAGAAACUGAAGAGUUUUUCCCAAAAAAGCGCCGUGCUCAAGGAAGUGCUGCUGGAAUUUAAAGAAAAUCUGCGUUUCGAGCUGGAGAACGACACAGGUGAGCUCUCCCUGGACCCCGACACCGCCAACCCUUACCUGGUGCUGUCGGAGGACAAGCGGAGCGUGCGACUCCGCGGGGCGCCCCAGGAGCUGCCGGCUCACCCCAAACGUUUCGACUUCGCCUUCUGCGUCCUGACCUGCGAGGGAUUCUCCGCCGGCCGCCACUACUGGGAGGUGGAGGUGGGAGACGGGGAGAGUUGGGUGCUGGGAGCCGCCCGCGAGUCCGUGCGCCGCAAGGAGAAAGUCGACUUCGCCCCCGAGGAGGGGAUUUGGGCGGUGGGGCUCAACUGGAAGGGCAAAAAUUGGGAUCAGUACCAGGCGUUCACCUCUCCCGAGACGCCGCUGUCGCUUUGCGAGCGGCCGCGCAAGAUCGGGGUGUACCUGGACUACGAGGGCGGGUGGGUGGCGUUCUACAACGCCGACAGCAUGGCUCCCAUCUUCACCUUCACCGCCGCCUUCUCCGAGAGGAUUUUCCCCUUUUUUUGGCUUUUUUACGUGGGUUCCUCGCUGUCCCUGUGCAACUGAGCUCGCUGCCAGCAUCCCCAUCUUUCCAUCCUUCAGUUUUCCUUUGCUUCCAAGCAAAACGCCCCAAAAUCCCACCCGUGGUUGUUUAAGGGGGGAUUUUGUUGGUUUUUUUUUCCUGUUCAAAGUUUGGAGUUUUUUCCCCUCAAAAUCUUCCUUUUUGGCGAGGAGGGGGCUCUGCUUGAGCGUCCCGUCCUUAUUGUUGGUUCUACACCUCCUGUUAAAUUAAUUUUGUGUUUUUCUUUCGAGUUGGAGCCCCGUUGGAACAGGGAAAGGCUGAUCCCAUCCUAAUUUCGAAUAGUAGCCAAA
Messenger RNA from Taeniopygia guttata (zebra finch), 1973 nucleotides. NCBI's taxonomy places the organism in Eukaryota, Metazoa, Chordata, Aves, Passeriformes, Estrildidae. The record is from RefSeq and is a predicted model, not a curated record.